ACAUCAAAAACAGCAAACAUGCAAUAAUAAAAAAAGAUAAAUUACACACAUGUACACGCCCGUAUGCGGAGCUCGGUCGACAGGUCGACACAUUAAGAUAAAUUUUCCCCAUAACACCAUAGCCAAUCAGCUUCGCUAAACCUCUUCUCUUGCUUUUCUUGUCCAGGCUUUCCUUUUUUGUCCAGUUCCCCAUGGCUCGUACAUGAGCCGCCAUCUGUGAAGGCAUCAGGAGCACUACCAUCGGGUUGAGACCGAGGUUCAAUGACCCCGGGGUGACCAGCUGUUUCCCCCUCGCAACGCGCUCGCGCCAACACGAGCGUCACCUCUGUUUACUAGUCAGGUUUCGGAGCAUUAGGUUUCAAACCUAUGCAUUUCGCAGCAACGUAAAUUUGCGCGAUGCCCAAAGUCCACUGGACAACGACUGAUCAUCGUCUGCAAGAAUUAUCUUCGUGACUAUAGUGUACCCCGUCUGGUGCCGUUCGUGCUUGAUCUCGUUCGCAGUGAACACGAGGAGCUGGUUGCCGGGAAACUAACCUCCUCGAGAUUUAUUUCCGGCCUGCCGCCACAUGAAUCGCACACCGUUGGCGAUGAAGGGUGCCCUCUCCGAUUAGCCCGCGAUAUUCACCCCCGACUCGGCAGCUCCCCGAAUUCGCACACGGUGACGCGAGAUAGUUCAGAUGGAUAAUGAGUGAGUCCGAUGACACGGACGUGCUGCUGCUGAUUCCACCCGAUAUAUUCCGCGUUCCGUCUUCCACCGAUUCAGACAACAGCUCAACUGACCCCACUGGAGGCGGAUCUCUCCGCCGUCAUCGGACCAGCGUCAUCUCGGAGCUGGUCGGGCACAUGCAAUCGCUUGAUUCCCGCAUCUCCGCGAUCGAGUCCAGAGACAACAGCCUGGACGUGUCCGUGCUGAACAACUCGCUGGACUCGCAGCAGCCGACGCUCUACGGUGGCUCCGGCUGCCAACUUCAUCAGACCCGGCAGACCCUGCCGCAAGCCAGUACUAGGUUCACCGUAAGUCAAGGUGCUAGCCUGCACGGCGGCUCCCCCGUGAAACUGCGCAAUUGUCUGUCCGUUCCCUUCACUCCCAGUGGGUGCUCGUCGCAGAAGCACGCUAACUGCUCUAGGGAUGACGCGAGAUUCCGCCCUGCGACUGCCAUCACUUCCAGCCCGACUAACACUAACAACCCCGCCUGGGUCGCCAAGCGUGACGCUCUAACGUCGUACUCCGACUCCUUCAUGGUACCUUCCGCUUCCUGCGGUACUGGGUUCUCGCAUGCUACCACUGUGUCCACCACGCAAGACUCCCGCUCGCCUCUGCGCGCGAACGAUCACACGAGUACAAGUAACUUGUAUUAUAGGCCACAUAGUCUUCUGCGCUCAUCGGUACCUGUGACAGAUUUGUCCGGUGAGUCGACAGCAGGUCAGCAGCCGGUCCGCUCGAAGAUAGUGCAGGAGAUGGAGCUGUCCGAGGUCGACGAGCUGCUGCAGGAGAUGGAGGCCACCGAGCUGGAGCUGUCGAAGAGGAUAAGCAGCGCUGGAGGGUGUCUUUAUCGUAACGAGUCGCUCCAGACUCAAUCCGUCGACACCACGAGCAAUCAGGAGACACCAGGAGCAAUCAGGACGCAACACAAGUCUGAAAAUACAGGUCGAGACAAUCAACGCUCCACGUUCAGCAGUCGCAAGCUGGAUUUCCAGUCGUGCACCUCCCAACUCACCGACGCUGCGUUCUCCCAGAAGCGAACGAACGACGUGACAUCAUUUCCUGAUGUAUCGUUGGCGUACAGCGAUUCGUUUCACUUGAAUGAGACGGACAAGAUGAUCUCCGAGUUCCGAACGUGGGAGCAGAGCGUGCCGUCCGCUGCAAAGUCGAACGGACACACGACGGAGAGUAUAAGCAGCAUAAGAAACGUAGAUUUUCACUUGUCUAAAGUACCAACUACAACUACAGCUGGCGACAUUAGAACGAAGGAGACGGUGCCAGAUCAUCAGGGUGUUUCCUUCGAUGACGUAAGCACGAACGGCGUGCGCGUUCAAUCGUCUUCACUUCUCGCUGGAAGGGCGGAUCCUGUAUCGCGUGUUAAGGAAGUUCAAUUUUCCAGCACAGUAACGCCGGUGACAGGCACGCAGGAACCUCUGGAUCUCUGCAAAACGUCGCUCUCGCAACACAACGGGAACUCGCGCGAUGACCGAGAGAGAUCGAAGUUCGGUAAAAGCAUUGCUCACGUGGGAACGAACACGGAUCCUCAAUCAAGGAGGUAUCAGCGACUCUUGUCGCUCUCCGAUUUCUGGGACGUCAAUCCGACUAGAUCGCAAGAGGAAACGUUCAGGAUCAAGCUGGAGGAGGAGAAAUUUCGCAGAGAGCAUUGCGAGCAUCUGAUUCAAGAGCUCCAGAAACGGUUGCUGGAACAGCAGGAGAAGGUGGCGGUCGCGGUCAGGGUUGACAACGAGAAGAACGCCUUGAUGUCGCAAUUCCAUGUGUCCUGGUCCAAGUUGAAGCAGCAAGUCGAGAUGCUGGAGACCGAGCAUAGAAACGCGCAGACCAAUCUGCAAAGCAUCACGGAGAAACAUCAGUCGGAGAUCGCGGAGCAGCAGGCUCAGAUCAAACGCCUCGAGGGUGAAUUAUCGAAAGCUUUGGACCUGGCGGCCGGCUACAAGGAAAAGAGUGACACCACGAUGAAGGAAAAGCUCGAUCUGUUGAAAAGCCACGCGGACGAAUUGGAGAGUUACAAGUCGAUGAUGCAAGAAGCGGAGAACAGCUACGAACAAAUGAAGAUGGAAUUCAACAAGCUGUUGGAGAAGAAUCAGCAAACCGAGGAGACGCUGAAGACCGUUCAAUCGGAAUUGAGCAAGGAGCGUUCGAGGAGUGGUGAGGUGCGAAACGAGAUGGGUGUCAUUCAUAAAGCACUGGACGCCUGCGAAGCCGAGCUGACGGUUCUCAGACAGGAAAAAGAGAAUCUGCAACUUAAGCUGAAGGAAGAGAUGAACAGAAACUCUAUUUUACAACAAAAGAAUUCAUCGUUGCUUGCAACCAUUGAGGACGCUAAGAAAGCAGAAAAAUUGGCUAAAGACGAGACCAAAUCGAUUGUCGAGCAGAAGGAGAAGAUCAGAGCGGAACUGCAGGAGGUUUAUCAGAAACAAGUCGACGAAGUGGUGAAAACGAAGCUGCAGGAGUUUCAGACGCAGCUUGAUACCGCGCAGUCGGAAUUUCUGGAGGAACUGAAAACGGCAGAAUUGAAACAGCAGAUCAUAGCCGAAUCCGCCGCCAGGAAGAUAAAGGACGUCAUCGACAAACACCGUUUGGAGAUAAACUUGCUGGAGGAGAAGCACAGGGAGGAGAAACGGUUGUGUGAGCUGCAAUUGGCUCAGGCUUUACAGAGAUCGUCCAUGCUGGAGACGCGCUUGAAUAUGCAGCGUGCGACAAAAUUCCAACUCGCGGAGCUGCAUUCUGUUAUGCAGAAACAAUGGCAGCAAGCUUUGCACAUUAUAUCGAGUGAUAACACGGAUAAUUUAUCCCCCGUCUACACGGACAAAUAUUGCGAGCCGAAAGGUCCGAGGAAGUCCGAGUCGAUGCCAAAUUGUCACACUAAAUUAUCUCAGGAACCGAUGAGACGUGCGACUCUGUCGUUAGACGAGCAUCCGGUCAGCAUGCAUUCGCUCGACGAUCAGAACGAUAGCGCGAUCACGAUGAAGUCCAACGAGAACGCGCCGCUAAUUGGCAGGACCGAAACGAAGGACGAUCUUCGAAAGUACGUGAAGAUGAUCGCGGAAAUGCAGCUAGCAAGAGAGGAUAACGCCAAGACUAGAAGCAGCAUCUCCAGUCCACCGUUGGGCUGCAGGGAGGUGCCGCGGAAACACUACCUGAAAAAGGAAUUAAGCAUAAUGAGCGAGGAUAGCGUCACGUGGCAAGCUUCCGAGACUUCGGCACAUGACGUCAGCGAGUACAUACCUGUCUCGCAAAAGGUGUUUGUGAAAACGGAUCAGUCGAGGAGCAGCAAACCUCCAUGGAAAUGACGUACGGCUUGCGUCGAUGAUGAUACCGAGGGCGUGGACGAGCUCGAUUGCGUCAGCUCGAUACAGUGUACUUAAUUAGCAGUAAUAUUUUGUAUACGACAGAAACAAAUGUUUAUAUUUUUCAGCAUAAAGAGAAUUUAAUAAAAUAAUUUUUC
Ooceraea biroi (clonal raider ant) is the source of this 4169-nucleotide messenger RNA. It is a transcript of the gene Cnb, whose product is annotated as centriole duplication and spindle assembly protein centrobin. Gene Ontology annotation, biological process: mitotic cytokinetic process; centriole replication; centrosome separation. Gene Ontology annotation, cellular component: centriole; centrosome. NCBI's taxonomy places the organism in Eukaryota, Metazoa, Arthropoda, Insecta, Hymenoptera, Formicidae. The record is from RefSeq and is a predicted model, not a curated record.